AUGCUCCCACCAUGUGAUCUCUUCCCCUUCCAUCUCAUUUGUUUUCUUAACAUGCUUCUCAAACUAGCCUCUCCACUUUUUUGUUCAUUUUUCCCUGUUUAUGUUCAUGUUUUCAUUUCCUUUGUCAAAGUGUGAAAUUCCUAUAAAGUUUGCAUUUUAUGUAGUUUGGAUAAAUAGAUUUGACAAGAUCAUCAAUAAGGAAAUUCCUUCUACUGUGGUUUAUGAGGAUGAUAAGGUCCUUGCCUUUAGGGACAUAGCUCCUCAAGCUCCUAUUCACAUUCUAAUCAUUCCAAAAGUCAGGGAUGGGCUAACUGGUCUAUCCAAGGCUGAGGAGAGGCACACUGAGAUUCUUGGCCGCCUUCUCUACACCGCAAAACUGGUUGCAAAGCAAGAAGGCCUUGACGAUGGCUUCAGAAUUGUAAUCAACGAUGGACCAAAAGGCUGCCAAUCAGUGUACCACAUUCAUGUGCACCUUCUGGGAGGGCGACAAAUGAACUGGCCCCCUGGCUAAAACCUCCUGUGAUUGAAGGGCUAUCUAUCAAUAACGAAUUCAAAUUACCAAGACACUAUGGUGAUGAGUUGGAUUGUCUAUUCUAAUCUAUGUUUAAAUUGGUGUGUUUAAUAUUUGAUGAAGUGAAAUUCUCUAGUUGUUACUAUUAUCUAUGCCAUUAUAUUGGUCAAUCCAACAUUAGUAUCAUGAUUGUAGGUUGUUUGUGGAUUACCAGAUGCUGCAAACUUGUCUUGUAUUACCCCCUGUUUAGGUAAAAUAAGAAAAAUGUUAGAGGGCCAUCAGAAUUUAUUGUUUUUGGUCAUCAAUGUCUAAAAGUGUGGGAUAAAGUAUCUCCUUGGAUUACUAAACUAAAAAAAUUGGGUUGAUGGUUAAAAACAAUAAAUUCUGAUGAUCCUCUAGCAUUUCUUGGUAAAA
This is a messenger RNA of Arachis ipaensis, 925 nucleotides long. The record is from RefSeq and is a predicted model, not a curated record. NCBI's taxonomy places the organism in Eukaryota, Viridiplantae, Streptophyta, Magnoliopsida, Fabales, Fabaceae.